Trichomycterus rosablanca is the source of this 3611-nucleotide messenger RNA. RefSeq names its product eph receptor A2 a (gene epha2a). The record is from RefSeq and is a predicted model, not a curated record. The transcript is spliced from 17 exons. The coding region runs from base 1 to 2967 and encodes 988 amino acids. Gene Ontology annotation, biological process: protein phosphorylation; axon guidance; ephrin receptor signaling pathway. Lineage: Eukaryota; Metazoa; Chordata; Actinopteri; Siluriformes; Trichomycteridae. Gene Ontology annotation, cellular component: plasma membrane; dendrite. Gene Ontology annotation, molecular function: ATP binding; transmembrane-ephrin receptor activity; protein binding.
AUGGAUUACCAACGUCUUCACAGUCACUUUUUCUUCUUUUAUUUAUUUACUAACUGCUUAUUUAUUUUACCUCAAGCCAAGGGACAUAUUUUGCUUGAUAUGAAGGCAUCUGGGGGAGAGUUGGGCUGGCUGACACUACCAAAUGAAGAAGGGUGGGAGAUAGUCCAGACGGUGGUGAAUGGCUCCCUUCUAUACACAUACAGUGUAUGCAAUGUAGCCAGUGAUACAGAACAAGACAAUUGGCUUCGUACUACCUUUAUCCAGCGCCCUCUCGAGGCUUCACGCGUUUCUGUGGAACUACGUUUUGUCGUCCGCGACUGCAAAACUUUUGAAGAAACAACUCUUUCUUGUCGUGAAACGUUUGGCCUAUACAUAUCUGAAACCAACACAGAUGUUGGCACCAAUUUCAGGAAGGGUCAGUUUCGCAAGAUUGCAACAGUGGCUCCUGACGAGGUAACUGCAAACAAGGAUGGUGGACGAGCAUCUGUGAGGGUGAAUGUGGAGGCCCGCAGCAUCGGGCCCCUUUCCAAAAAAGGUUUCUACCUGGCUUUCCAAGACAUCGGUGCAUGCGUUGCUCUGCUGGGUGUGAGGGUGUUUUACACUACAUGUCCAUCCACAAGACGCAAUCUGGCCACUUUUCCCGAGCAAGUGACUUCAACAGCCCUCACUGAGGUGGAGGGAACCUGUGUGAAGGACGCAGUUACUAUCAGCCAGACGCCUCCUCGGAUGUACUGCACUGCUGAGGGAGAGUGGGUUGUGCCUGUCGGACAGUGCCUAUGCAGAGCUGGCUACCAGGCCGUAGGACAAAGUUGCCAAGCAUGUGAAGAAGGUUUCUACAAGAACUCUGAUUCCAACAAGCCCUGUCAAGCCUGUCCAGAAAACACCCAGAAAUCAGGGACUGGUGCACUUAAAUGUCCUUGUCUGGAAGGUUUCUACAGAGCACCUACGGAUUCCAGCUCUGCUCCAUGUUCUGGUCCACCUGGUCCCCCAGAAGACCUCACAUCCAAUCCCCUGCUCACUGUUGGGAGCGUACAACUGAUGUGGAGACCGCCAGCUAACACGGGUGGGAGAAAGGAUGUCACCUACAAUGUGCUUUGCGAGCGCUGUAAUGGUGCCCUGUGUGUGCCAUGUGGAGGAAGAGUGCGCUUUGAGCCAACACCAUCAGCACUGAGUGAACCCGAGGUUACUGUGAGCGAGCUGGAGCCUCAUAUCAAUUACACAUUCACAGUGGAAGCCCUGAACGGAGUGUCCCAGUUUAGCCGUCAGAAAUCUGUCAUUAGCAUUACCACCGUGCUACAUUUCACAGACCCUCCUAAAGUAACAUCCAUCAGAGCAGUGGAUCGUACCGCUAGUAGUCUUUCUCUAUCCUGGGCUGUGGAUCUCAACUCACGGUCCCAUCUUGCUCCACAGUAUGAGCUUAUGUACCGCAUCAAGGAUGAUCAGGAAGAUCAAGAUGUCACUACAUACACCGUUCUUAGGCUGGAGAAGAACACGGUUCAGAUCAAAGACCUCUUACCUGGCACUAAAUAUGUGUUUCGUGUCCAGACACUAACACCAGAUGGUCAUCCAAGCAGCCAGAGUGCAGAACAUGAGUUUGAGACACUGCCAUUAGCUGAAUCACAGACACAGGGCAGUUCUAUGAUUGUAAUGGGAGCCAUCGCUGGAGGUGGAGUCAUGUUGCUGAUCGUGGUGGUCAUUUUAUUCCUACACAAAAGGAGACUGAAUUCGCAUGUCCGGCAGAGAACAGGCGGGGACUACUUCUCUUGCCCAGAUAAACUGCAGCCUCUGAAGACUUAUGUGGAUCCACACACCUAUGAGGACCCCUGCACUGCUGUCCUUAAGUUUGCCAGCGAAAUUCAUCCCAAUCAUAUUACCAAGCAAAAAGUCAUUGGAGCAGGAGAGUUUGGUGAGGUGUACCGCGGUGUGCUGAAGCUGCCGGGACGCAGUGAGGUUGCUGUUGCGGUAAAAACACUAAAACCAGGCUACAGCGAAAAGCAGAGGCAGGAAUUCCUGAGUGAGGCCAGCAUCAUGGGCCAGUUCUCCCACCAGAACAUCAUACGCCUGGAGGGGGUCGUCACAAAGUUCAAACAUGCCAUGAUUGUUACCGAGUAUAUGGAAAAUGGAGCCCUGGAUCAGUACUUGAGGGACCAUGAUGAAGAGUUGUCCUCAUACCAGUUAGUGGGCAUGCUUAGUGGCAUCGCAGCAGGAAUGAAGUAUCUCUCAGAUAUGAACUACGUGCACAGAGAUCUCGCUGCCCGCAACAUCUUGGUGAACAGCAACCUGGAGUGCAAAGUGUCAGACUUUGGCCUGUCUCGCGUCCUAGAGGACUAUCCCGAGGGCACAUACACUACCACUGGGGGAAAGAUUCCUAUUCGCUGGACAGCACCAGAGGCCAUAGCUUACAGGAAGUUUACCUCAGGCAGUGACGUGUGGAGUUUUGGAAUAGUCAUGUGGGAGGUGAUGGCAUUUGGAGAGAGACCAUACUGGGAUAUGAGCAAUCAUGAGGUGAUGAAAGCUAUACAUGAAGGCUUCCGGCUGCCGGCACCAAUGGACUGCCCGUCUGCUAUCUACCAGCUGAUGCUACAGUGCUGGAUGCAGGAGCGUUCCAAACGCCCACGCUUCCUUGAUAUUGUCAAUGUCCUGGACAAACUUUUGCACAAUCCUGAAUCUCUCACAGCCAUCGCCAACAUAGACUUACGAGUGUCCAUUCGCCUGCCUAGCACAAGUGGAAAUGACGGAGGCCCAUUCAGAUCUGUUGAUGAAUGGUUGGAGUCUAUCAAGAUGGGCCAGUAUGAAGAAGCUUUUUCCCAUGCUGGAAUCACCACCAUAGAGCAGGUGCUGCACUUGAAAACUGACGAUAUCAGAAAGAUUGGGGUGAGGUUGCCAGGUCACCAGAAAAGAAUGUCCUACAGCAUUUUGGGACUGCAGGAGCCCACUGUGGGUCAGAUGGGUGUGUUUGCAGUGUGACGUCCAGAUUCAGCUCUGGAGCUGCAAACUGAUAAUAUGCACAGCCGAGCUGGCCUUAAACCUGAACUUUACUUGCACGUGGAUGGUUGACAGAUAAGAAGAAUAUAAGACACAAAUUGCUCAUUGAACUGGACCUCAGUGACCAAGUGGACCAACUGAAUACUUCAAAAAUAAUGACUGAAAAGAGACUGGUUAUUUGUACUGAUAUUUUUACUCUCUAUGUGCACAUGUGCAUUUUGUGACUGUAUGUGAUUUUCUGACAGACCUGCUUUUUGUCCUUAUUUCAAAUGUUGGCCAGUAAUAGAUUACAGGUUCACUAGAGCAUGUUAUCCCAAAUGUUCUGCAAAACCAAUAAGUAAAUCUAUUUUAAGAGUAUAUUUUAAAUUUAGGAUUGUGAAUAGUCCAGGUGUUGGAAGAUAGUUAGGAAAUGCUUGAAUAAUUCAUGCAAUGCAAUGUCUUCUGAUUUCCAGAAAAUCAGGUUGUACACUAAUAAGAGGCAGUAUGUUUACAGACAUUUUUAGCUCUUUUUUUUCAUUAUUUAAUAUUUAUUGUGUUUUUUUUUAAUUUAUUGUCUGUUUAUAGAUAACUGGCUAUGUACAAAAAAUGCAUAUGUUGUGUAUAUGUUUAGUAAUAAAAUAUGUUUU